CUUACUUUUCUGUAGAGAGAGUCACACACACAGACGACGGUUGAUUUCACGGAGAGCCGAUCGGGCAGGUUAUAAGGUUAUUGAUCGGCUGAUAUGGCGGAGGAGAAGGAGAGGAAAGGAGAUGGAAAGCACAAGUAUAGCAUAAUCGUUCCUACCUACAACGAGCGCCUCAAUAUCGCCCUCAUCGUCUACCUCAUCUUCAAGCAUCUCCGGGAUGUUGAUUUUGAGAUAAUUGUUGUGGAUGAUGGGAGUCCUGAUGGCACACAAGAAAUCGUCAAGCAACUUCAGCACUUGUAUGGUGAAGACCGCAUUCUUCUAAGAGCUCGAGCCAAGAAGCUUGGUUUGGGAACUGCGUAUAUCCAUGGUUUGAAGCAUGCUACAGGUGAUUUCGUCGUAAUCAUGGAUGCUGAUCUUUCGCAUCAUCCAAAGUAUUUACCAAGUUUCAUCAAGAAACAACUAGAGACAAAUGCAAGUAUAGUAACGGGUACACGAUAUGUGAAAGGUGGUGGUGUACACGGGUGGAAUCUUAUGCGUAAACUCACAAGCAGAGGAGCGAAUGUGCUAGCUCAAACACUUUUAUGGCCUGGUGUAUCUGAUUUAACCGGAUCCUUCCGGCUAUACAAGAAAUCUGUGCUUGAGGACGUGAUAAGUUCAUGUGUGAGUAAAGGUUAUGUCUUUCAGAUGGAGAUGAUUGUUCGUGCUACCAGAAAAGGAUACCAUAUUGAAGAGGUGCCGAUCACUUUUGUGGAUAGAGUCUUUGGAACUUCGAAGCUGGGAGGAUCUGAAAUAGUGGAAUAUCUAAAAGGGCUCGGCUAUCUUCUCCUAACGACUUAAAGAGACACCAAGCAGCUCAACACACGCAUGAAUCUUUCUUUAUACUCGUCUCUUAACACCUGAACUCUGAUCCAUGUCUUUUAGAACUUCACUUCAGCUUUGACUACGGAGACAUAGUUUUGCCUCUUUCAAAGACUAAGGUUCAUGUCAUUGACAUUGUUCGUUUUGAAUGCUAUACUCUCUCUACCUUAGGUAAUAGACUUAUAUUCUGGUAA
Molecule: messenger RNA, 1049 nt
Organism: Brassica oleracea var. oleracea
Lineage: Eukaryota; Viridiplantae; Streptophyta; Magnoliopsida; Brassicales; Brassicaceae
Product: probable dolichol-phosphate mannosyltransferase
Exons: 8
Coding region: 94-834 (246 amino acids)
Biological process (GO): protein O-linked glycosylation via mannose; GPI anchor biosynthetic process
Cellular component (GO): endoplasmic reticulum membrane
Molecular function (GO): dolichyl-phosphate beta-D-mannosyltransferase activity
Source: RefSeq, a predicted model, not a curated record